AACCGACAACUCUCCGAUUACAACAUCUGAGGCUCCAGUAACAAUAUUGGAAGUCGACGCUACAACGUCCAAGAAUACUCUAAUUACAACAGCGCAAAUCACAGACAAUUCCCCGAUCGCAACUUCUGAAGCGGCGAUGACAACAUCAAAGGUCGACGUUACAACGUCUGAAAAUAAUCCAAUUACAACAGCGCAAAUCACCGACAAUUCCCCGAUAACAACAUCUGAAGUUCCGAUGACAACAUCAGAGGUCGACGUUACAACGUCCGAGAAUAAUCCAAUUACAUCAGCGCAGACAACCGACAACUCUCCGAUUACAACAUCUGAGGCUCCAAUAACAACAUUGGAAGUCGACGCUACAACGUCCGAGAAUAAUCCAAUUAUGGCAGCGCAGACAACCAACAAUUCUCCGAUCACAACGUCCGAGACUCCAGUGACAACAUUAGAAGUUGACGCCACAACAUCCGAGAAUACUCCAAUUACAACAGCGCAGACAACCAACAAUUCCUCGAUUACAACACCUAAGAUUAUUCAAAUUACUUCGUCGAAAUCUACAGACAAUUCACCGAUUACGACAUCAGAGAAUACUCCAAUUACGCCAACGCAUACUACUGACAAUUUCCCGAAUAAAAUAUCUGAAUCUCCAAUGACGACAUCGAAAUUCGAUGUUACAACAUCGGAGAAAACCCCAAUUACGACAUCGCAAACAGCCGCCAAUUCAACGAUUACAGCUUCUGAGGUUCAAAUGACGACAUUUAAAACCGAUACCACAACAGCGGAAAAUUAUCCAAUUACGAAAUCGGAAUCCACUGUUCAUAUUACGACAUCCGGGGAUACUUCAAGUAUGACAACAAUAACUACUUCGGAAAAAAAUGAAAUUGAUGGGUUCAAUGUUAACUUGUCUCCUAGUACGAUAUCUGGGGCGUCUUCAACGACGCCAUCCGAGGUCAUAUCAACGAACUCCGAAACUACUUCAACUACAAAACCAGCAUUCAUCGGCAUCGAAAUUGAGGGGUUCAAUGUCCAUCUGUCUCCUGUUACGGAGGCGUCUUCUAUAACAACAACUGUAAUCAUACCUACAAAACCAUCCCACGUCGUAUCAUCGACCUCUGGAACUACUUCAACUACGACAUCAGGGUCCACUGAAAAUGGAAUCGGAGGGUCCAAUGUUCAUCUGUCUACUAUAACGGAGGUGUCUUCUAUAACAACAACAACAACAACAACAGAAACCAUACCUACAAAAUCAUCCCAGGUCGUUUCAUCAACUUCCGGAAUUACUUCAACUACGACAUCAGAUUCUACUGGAAAUGGAAUCGGAGGGUCCAAUGUUAAUCUGUUUCCUAUAACAGAGGCGUCUUCUAUAACAACUACUGAAACCAUAUCUACCAAACCAUCCCAGGUCGUUUCAUCGACUUCCGGAAUUACUUCAACUACGACAUCAGAUUCUACUGGAAAUGGAAUCGGAGGGUCCAAUGUUAAUCUGUUUCCUAUAACAGAGGCGUCUUCUAUAACAACUACUGAAACCAUAUUUACCAAACCAUCCCAGGUCGUUUCAUCGACUUCCGCAAUUUAUUCAACUACGACAUCAGAGUCCACUGGAAAUGGAAUCGGAGGAUCCAAUGUUAAUAUGUCUCUUAUAACAGACGCGUCUACUAUAAUAACUACUGUAACCAUACCUACCAAACCAUCCCAGGUCGUUUCAUCGACUUCCGGAAUUACUUCAACUACGACAUCAGAUUCUACUGGAAAUGGAAACGGAGGGUCCAAUGUUAAUCUGUCUCCUAUAACAGAGGCGUCUUCUAAAACAACUACUGAAACCAUAUCUACCAAACCAUCCCAGGUCGUUUCAUCGACUUCCGGAAUUACUUUAACUACGACAUCAGAGUCUACUGGAAAUGAAAUCGGAGGGUUCAAUGUUCAUCUGUCUCCUCUAACGGAGACGCCUUCUAUAACAACAACAAUUGAAACCAUACCUACAAAACCAUCUCAGGUCGUUUCGUCGACCUCCGGAACUAGUUCAACUACGAAACCAGCAUCCAUUGGAAUGGGAAUUUGGGGAUUCAAUGUCAAUAUAUCUCCUAUUACGGGGGCGUCUUCUGUAACAACAACUGUAACCAUUCCUACAAAACCAUCCCAGGUCGUUUCAACGACCUCCGGAACUACUUCAACUACGACAUCCACUGAAAUUGGAAUCGGAGGGUCUCAUGUUCACCUAUCUUCUAUCAUGAUAUCUGAGGCGUCUUCAACUACAACAACCGCAACUGAGACCAUUACAUCAACAGCAUCGACAACAAUCAGUAGCAUCGAUUACUGUGAAAGCCUUUCUGUAGUAGGACCAAAAGUUGUUCGGCGAAAUACUCCCUUCACAGUUGUCGUAUCCAACUCACGAACGCGCCGUGUUGAAUUAGUUGUAUCCCUCAUUGGGACAUACUCAAACACUGAUGCUUAUAAUAAAACUGCAACGAUAGUUGUACCCAAUAAUGCAGUCAAAACUGCUAGCUUCGAGAUUGCUAACAUUCCUGAAGGCAUGUACAGUCUGAUGUUCACCAACGUGAAUGAAGAUUGCGUUUUUGACGAACGCGUAGAUCUUGUGUACAACCCUAAAGCGUUGUCGAUUUUCAUCCAAACCGACAAACCGAUGUAUAAUCCUGAGAACAAAGUACGAUUUCGUAUUAUUGUUGUCGAUAUCGACACGAAGCCAAUUUCCAACCGUUAUACCGCCGAGGUACAGCUCUCGGAUGCGAGAGGGAACUUCAUCAUGCAAUGGUCGCACGUAACCAUAGUUGAUGGGAUUUUUUCAUCUGAUUAUCCCUUAGCUGCAUCCCCAAUUUUGGGCAAUUGGAGCCUUACAGCGACGAUAGAUGGAAUUGUAGCAAAGAAACAGUUCGAGGUGCGACAGUACGAAUUGCCCAAGUUUUUUGUCAAGGCGUACCCUACAGAGGUUUCGCUAAUAAAGAACAAAAGGGUUAAAGUCACGGUUGAGGCAGCUUACACAUUUGGGCAACAAAUUGAGGGCGCAGUCCGUAUAGCGUUGUUUCUAAGUCAAAAGCGCACUUCAGCAGUAGCUACUGCGACUAAAAAUAUAAUUGGCAAGACUAACGUCGAAUUUCCGCUUAAAAAAGAGAUAGUCAUUGAAGAGAAAUCGGCUGACUUCCAAGAUGUUGUCAUAAAAGUCAGUGUAGCAGAACGAUACACAAAUCGUACGGUGAACAUCACUCAAACUAUACCGGUGUUCCUCUAUCCAUACAAAAUUUCAGUAGUGAAACCAUUACCAGCGUUGCAUCCCGGAGUCCCAUAUGCAGUGCAGUUCUCGAUAAAGGACCAUUAUGGAGAUACUCCAGUGAACCCAAAAAGUUUAGAAAUAACAGCUUAUUAUGGUGGGGAGGAGGCCAAUGGUACAGACACAUUUAAGCAAUCUCUCACUAAGCAAGGCGCGACAUCGCUUUACAUGAAUCCUCCACGGGAUUGCACAGAGUUGACGCUUAUGGCGAAAUAUGAAUCAAUCAACUAUGGAAUACUAGAAACUAUAAAAGCAACUAAGUCUCAAAGUCUACACUAUAUACGAGUUUCCAUCAACCCAAAAUAUAGAAUUCGCGUCAACAAAGAUGUUGUAUUCAGUGUGAGCUGCACAAGACGUAUGAAGUACUUCUCCUAUAUUAUUACUUCACGUGGGCGCAUCAUCGCCAGCAGUACAAAUUUGUCAGUCUCGAAUAAGAAAAGAAUAAACAUCAAGAUUAAACUCACCCCACGGAUGGCUCCUGUGGCGCGGAUUAUAGUGUUCGAUAAUGACGACGAGUUCGUGCUGUUCGAUCAGCUCGAUCUGCAUUUUGAAUCAUUCAAUAACAACGUGAUGAUGGCACUGGACAGCGAAGAAUACCAACCAGGACAAGACAUCUAUGUCAACGUGGCGGCAGCCGAGGACUCAUAUUUCGGUACACAAGCAAUCGAUCAAAGUGUUCUUCUCCUGGGAAAUAAUGCAAAUGCUUUUGACAAAAACGAAGUACUCAAGGAUCUGGCUCUUUACGACUAUACCGGAAACAAUGACAUAAAUUCAUUCGCAUCAACAGGUUUAUUUUUAUUAUCGACCAGUCAGACGGAUACACCAAUGUUGCGUACAGGUCCAAUGGGUCGUGCUAAAUUCUUUUCCGAACCCUAUCGACAACUUGAAAAGCCGGUUCUCAUCAGAACCGAAUUCCCCGAUUCUUGGCUGUGGAAGAAUUUUACUCUGAAUGCCCGGAAAACGACCGUCAAUGACACCGUCCCGGACACGAUAACGUCCUGGCAAGUUUCAGGUUUUGCGCUCAGUCCAUCGCUGGGUCUCGGAUUUGUGGAUAAACCCCAAAAUUUAGUCGUAAUACAACCAUUUUACAUUAUUGUCCAACAGCCGUAUUCAGUGAAACGCAAUGAGAUAACGCUCGUUCACGUAACGGUGUAUAAUCAUCACGAGGAAACCAUUUCAGCUAACGUAACAUUAUCUAGCAAAAGGGGUGAAAUUGAAUUCGUAGGGGUAUUAGGCGGCAAAAUAAUUGGAAAUCUGAAAAAAAGAAUUACUGUACCGACAGACGUCGGGAGGUCCGUUACGUUCAUGAUCAAGGCUAAAAAAUUGGGAGAUAUCGCGAUCAAAGCCCAGGCUAAAAGUUUAUUAGCAUCGGAUGCGGUGGAGCAUAUUUUGCGAGUGACUCCCGAGAACCAUUUAUACGAGAAAAACGAGGCAAGAGUUAUCGAACUCAACAUAGUCGGCACACAGAAGUUCACAAUAGAUCUCGAUAUCCCGAGAGGGAUAGAAGAAGGUUCUCUAUCCACGAAAUUCACAGUCGAUGGAAAUUUUCUGGGUACGGCCGUAAACAAUCUUGAAUCACUCAUUCGUUUACCGACAGGUAAUGGUGAAUCAAAUAUGGUGAGUUUCGUUACUAGCAUUGUUGUAUUGGACUACUUGUCCGAAACUGGCACGAUUGCAAACGAUGUGAAAUCCAAAGCAAUCAAUAGUCUGCAAGUUGGUUAUCAGAAUCAGCUGAAAUAUAAACGUUCCGAUGGUUCCUUCAGUUUAUGGGGUCGCCGAAACUUACAAGGAAGUACAUUUUUAACUGCCUUCGUCGCCAAAUCGUUCAAACUGGCGUCAAAAUAUAUCGUCAUAGAUGAAUCGAUUAUUAGCGCCGCGUUUCACUGGUUGGCAGAUGUUCAGAGCUCUGAUGGACGAUUCGAAGAGGUAGGACAGAUGUCACAUCCAGAUAUUCAGGGAGGAUUGCGGAAUAAUAGCAUUGCGCUCACAUCUUAUGUUCUAAUCGCACUUCUGGAAGAUGCAGAAAUUGCAAGCAUGCACAACUCAACCGUUCGGAGAGCCACGAGAUUUUUGUCGCGCAAAUUCCAUCAAAAAGACGAUGUGUAUGAUUUAGCUCUGAUAACGUACGCCUUCUCCUUGGCGAAACAUCCGAAGGCGAAGCGUUCAUUAGAUAAGCUCUUAGAAAACUCAGAAUUUAUGGAGGGCGUUGGUCGAUAUUGGGCUGGUCAUCCAUUUGCUGUUGAGGUAGCUGGAUAUGCGAUUCUGUCCCUUCUUGAACAAGGAAUAGUUAGUGGGACAACAUCACUUGUACAAUGGUUAUGCCAGAAUCGUUACAGUCGGGGAGGUUACUCGGGCACACAGAAUACAUUUAUAGGACUGAAAGCUUUGGCGAAAUUUGCUGCAACAACGACGUCACAGAAAAACAACUAUCGAAUAACUGUUUGGCAUAAACCGGCAAAAAAAUAUACCUUCAACGUCAAUAAGACGAUUGCGCACGCCAUUCAAGAAGUAGAUUUACCUAGCAACAUUCGGCAGGUCCGGGUGAAAGUGGAAGGAAAGGGAUAUGGUGUUUUCCAGGUUGCUUGCCGAUAUCACAUGAACAUUGAACGUGCCAAACCGAGCUUUAAAUUGAUCGUGAACGUGCUGAAGAAUACCACAUAUCACGUACAAUAUCUACGCGUGUGCGCUAAAUAUAUUCCACAAGAAGCUUAUCAACGCUCAAACACGGCUAUGGUUGAGGUGUCCUUCCCGAGCGGUCUCGUUGCCGAUGAAGACAGCGUUCAAGAUUUAUCUCCCAAUCGCCGAAUACAGAAAACUGAACUACGAUAUGGUGCCACAUCGAUUAAUGUCUACUAUGACAGCUUGGGUCCCGAAAAUAGUUGUUUUCGAGUCACAGCCUACCGAAGACUCAAGGUUGCUAACAAUCGUCCAGCCAAUGUUGCUGUUUACGAUUACCACAACCCAGAUCGCUUCGCCGUGAAAUCAUACGAGGGAUACGCAGCACAAGUGUGCGAUAUCUGCGAGGAGGAGUGUGCAAAACUGUCAUGUAUUUCAAAAACGAAACGAAAAAGAAACGGGUGAUGUGAAGAUGUUACAAUGACA
Toxorhynchites rutilus septentrionalis is the source of this 6382-nucleotide messenger RNA. RefSeq names its product thioester-containing protein 1 allele R1-like. NCBI's taxonomy places the organism in Eukaryota, Metazoa, Arthropoda, Insecta, Diptera, Culicidae. The coding region runs from base 137 to 6361 and encodes 2074 amino acids. The record is from RefSeq and is a predicted model, not a curated record. Gene Ontology annotation, cellular component: extracellular region. Gene Ontology annotation, molecular function: endopeptidase inhibitor activity. The transcript has 13 exons.